GUUUCGUCGGAAGUGCAAACACAAAAUCACGUUCCUGACGGUAUGGAUCUUCGUUCCGGCCGCUACACCGGUCAUUGGAUGACCAACCUCGGCGAGCCGGCCUUCCCGACGGAGCUGUGGGAGCUCAUCUUCGGCUUUCUGCCGGGGAAUGCAAUCUGCCGGCUUCGGCUGGUGUGCCGGCGCUGGCGGGACAUUGUCGGAUCCUGUCCGGCGCUGCUGAACCGGCUGCGGAUGACGCUGGAGCGAAUCGAGGAGUCGGAGAGCUUUCUGAUGGAUGAGAACUUUGUGGUGCCGCCGCUGCCUCCGGUAUCGCAAGUUCUGCUGGACAACUGGGACAUUUUGUCCGUUGAUUGGUGGGUGGAGCUGGGUUUGAAGCUGCGGGAGAUUACGCUGUUUCGAUGCACGGUGUUCAUGGAGACCUUGCUGGAAAUGGUGCAACGAUCGCCAAACUUGAAAAGUUUGCGGCUGAGGACGGUGUGGCUCAAGGCAAACGGUCCGUUUGCGGCCAGCUUCCGGCAGGAAGGGAUGCGCCAGCUUACCAUGGACAGCAUCCAUUAUGAUGGCUUAACGGAUUUGACCGCGAUUCACACGUUUGUCACGAUCUUUCCCCGGUUGUGUGACUUCCGGCUGCGCGUUCCGACGUGCUUGAUGGCGCUGGUUUGGCUGAUCCGUCGCCUUCAGGACACGUUGGAGAGUCUUGAGGCGAUUCCGGAACGUGUCGAGGACAGUCUGUUGCCCGAAGUCGGUAGAUUGCAAGAUGUGCUUCGGCUGAAGCGAUUGUCGUUUGAUGCUCGGGACCCGUUUGGCAAGGAAGAUUGGGAAGGGUUAUACCGUGCGCAGCCACUGCUCGAAGAACUGGUCAUCGAUGUGGACAGGAGUUCGAUUAUGUCCGAUAUUGCAAGAACUACGCCAACGAUCAAAGCCCUUUCACUCUACCUGGUCGGGUCGAUCUCGAUGAGCUUUCUGAGCGAAUUUCCGAAGUUGCGGUAUCUCGAAAUCAACGGAUACACCUCCGACCGGUACGAUCCACUCCCGCUAGGAGAACAGCAGACUGAACCGAUUCGCUGUCCCGCUCUUCGCACGUUCCGCCUAUUCCAGAUGACCUUGGUGGGCUUUUUCAACUUCUUUGCCCUCUGUCCCCAAGUCGAGUCCAUCUUGCUCGACGACGUUAAGCUGGUACACGCACCUUCCACGAUGACCUUCGCCAACCUGCGUCACCUGGACGUUUCCGCGUGCUUCUCGGUGAAGCCGACUCUGCUGCACAUCUUCGCGCACAGUCCACUGCUGGAGCACGUGCGCCUAACCCACAUGGCGGAUAUCGACGACGAGGUCAUGCGGGUGCUCUGCCAACGGGCAACCCGACUCCGCAAGCUAGAGCUUGACCAGUGUGUCGCGCUUUCCGACAUUUCCGGUGAGUACAUCAUUGAACACUGUGCCGCAAUGGAGGAACUGCGCCUCUACCUGAACCGUUUGUCGCCGGCGAUGAUGCAGCGGCUGCAGCGAACCCGGAACAUCCGGGUAUGGUUCAGUUAUAACGUACCUCCGCUUGAAAUCAUGGAAUUUUGA
This is a messenger RNA of Culex quinquefasciatus (southern house mosquito), 1566 nucleotides long. RefSeq lists its product as uncharacterized. Gene Ontology annotation, molecular function: protein binding. The transcript has 2 exons. Gene Ontology annotation, cellular component: SCF ubiquitin ligase complex. The record is from RefSeq and is a predicted model, not a curated record. Gene Ontology annotation, biological process: SCF-dependent proteasomal ubiquitin-dependent protein catabolic process. NCBI's taxonomy places the organism in Eukaryota, Metazoa, Arthropoda, Insecta, Diptera, Culicidae. The coding region runs from base 43 to 1566 and encodes 507 amino acids.